This is a messenger RNA of Linnemannia hyalina, 2034 nucleotides long. NCBI's taxonomy places the organism in Eukaryota, Fungi, Mortierellomycota, Mortierellomycetes, Mortierellales, Mortierellaceae. The record is from the annotation of a GenBank genome assembly.
AUGGGCCUCUUACGAGACAUGACGUCGGGAGGCCGUGGCCCACCCGUCAUCAACCUGACCACCUCAAGAACCGAUCCACUCUCGCCCCUCUCUUCCUUACCCAACAACAACAAUAGUAGCAGUAGCAACAGCCAAAAUAACCAACAGCAACACCAAACGUCAUCCUCUUCACCAUCGAUGCCUCAGCAGGAAGACACAGUUAUCGACCCGAUACAAGCACAGGGAAGCAAGAAAAAGAACAAGAAAAAGAAGAAAAAGGCGAUUGCUUCGACCGACCCCUCCCUCGCUCCUGAUGAAUCAACUACGCCACCAGCAGCUCCUUCCGCCAUUAACGAACAGGAAGAAAUGCUGAACAAGGAGUCUCUGGAUUGGCUUGACGGUGUCGUUCAAAGUGGCACCAAGCCCGCCAGUAAGAAGUCCAAAUCGAAGAAAAAGGCUGCUGCAGUAGCAACAGCAGAGGCUUCCGCAGAAGUGGCAACUGGAAAACCUUCCGAGCAGGCAGGAUUCAAGGCCUCUCAGGCGCAUUUCGACGACGAACGAAAUUAUGUGGCGCAAGCGCCCGUCAAUGUUGGCGAUAGCGUGGAGCCUUCCCACAACGAGUACGAUAUCCACAGCAGGCAGGUGCUGUAUGCGGUUGCGGCUUCUGGCAACGACGACUUGAGCUUCUUGAACAACGAUUUUAUGAACACCGCGACGAGCAACUGGGCGGACGACAUUGACGAGUACGAGCAGAACCACAUUCCGCCUAACUCUAUUGCGACCGCUGCCCCACCUGCCACUUCGGCGGCGUCUUUGAGCACAUCCACGCAACAAGCCCCUUGGAAAGACUCAGCUCCAAGAAAUCUUGUGUAUAAAGGACCGAUCGUCACUAAAGUUGCCACAGUCCAAUCUCAGGAUGCCCGCUUUUCAAGUGCGCCGGAUACCAGAAGGAGCUACGGUCGUUGGGAGCCAGCACCUCAACCCUUCAAAGCGCAACCUGGGCACGAUUUUUCCGAGCAACACUCCGACUAUCACCAACGACCUUACGGAAAAUACUCUGCGCGACCGGCUGAUUAUCACCAGCCACCUCCUUCCAAACAUCAACCUGGCAUGCCACAUCGCCCUCUGAUGAGUGAACCGCCCGCGCACUCUCAUCAGCGCCCGAUGUCUGGUCCACCCUUCCAACAUCAGACCUACUAUUCGGGUCAACCUCAAGGUCAGCUGCGUCCUCCACACCCUCAGCCUGCCAGUCAGCAGCAGAAACACCAACAGCAGCACCAACAGCAGCGCCAGCGCCAUCUGGCAUCUCCUGGCCCUGCUUUUGGUUCUACUCAAGCCCAAGUCUCUCUGAUGCAGUCUAAAGCAGGCGACAAGGCAGACAAAGCAAAAAACAAUGCUGAUAACGCGUGGCAGUCAAUUGCUACCACCAAACCGAAAAACGCGUCGCAUUUAUCUACCAAGCCAGCCUGGGUAUCUUGUCAAGGAUCACACGAUGAUCAAGGACCUGCUGAGUCGAAACAGAAACCAGAAGUCGAGAGGAACAAGAGUGCUACCACUAGCGCCGCUUUGGUCGCAUCUUUGCAGAUUCCAGGAGAACCCAAGAACAAGCGCGCAACAGGACCUGGAAUGGGUACGGCGACCUCACCUCAGCCUCCGUCCCAUGCGUCCCAGAAGAAUAAGCACAAGAAACAGGAGCAACGUCGUUCCUUUUCACUUUCGACCCAAUCCCAGGAGAAGUCUCAGUCGUUGACGCCGACGCAGAUGGAAUCGCAGGCGCAUGUUGAACCCCCAGACCAACAGUCCCUAAUGAAGUCGGAUUCGGAACAAUUGCAACACUUGCAGCACUUGCUGUUUUACGAUGCACUGCCACCACUCGAGGGCGUCAAGGACUUUGAGCUGCCUUGGCUGGCGAGCUCGAAGGCUAAGACUGGUCCUGAGCCAUGGGCGGAUCGCAACAAGGUGAUCGAGUUCUUUUCGAAGCGAUGGGUGGAGGCGAGGAUGAGCUCUGGAGGACACGGUCCCGAUGCUGCGGUUGUUUACUGCUCCUCGCCCUGA